AUGCUAGGGGCAAAAACCGCAGCAGCUAACAAAGAGAAUAGGAUUGGCCCGGUUGUAGUGACUCGAGAUGAUGUUGGUACGAUUUUGUUGGCUGCCUCGAAGACUAUUUGGACUUCCAUUAGUGUAGAACGGGUUGAGUUGGAAGCUUUUUACUGGGCUGCUGUGUAUGUGAAGGGUAUGCAAUGUAGUAACGUCAUUUUCAAAGGGGAUGCACAAAUAGUAGUGGAUGCUCUUCAACAUAAAAUUUCUCGCGACCUUCACAAUCAAGUGCAUGUUACCAAUAUUCUAGACUUAUUGUCUAAUGUUGGUUCCUUUUCUUUUUAUUUCUGUUUUCGAGAAGCUAAUAAUGUAGCUCAUCGCUUAGCUAGGUGGGCUUCCACUAGUAUUUGCUCUAAGGUUCUUGGAGCCAAGCUUCUAGUAUCGGGUACUCCUGAACCUGAGGUUACUCCUAUUUCUCCUAACUCUGGGGAGGAGGUGGAGCAGUUUAGUCAGAGGUCAUCUAGUCAAUCUGACACCAUUCUUGAAAGACCUAGACGAGUUAUCUAG
Amaranthus tricolor (Joseph's coat) is the source of this 546-nucleotide messenger RNA. RefSeq lists its product as uncharacterized. NCBI's taxonomy places the organism in Eukaryota, Viridiplantae, Streptophyta, Magnoliopsida, Caryophyllales, Amaranthaceae. The transcript is spliced from 3 exons. Gene Ontology annotation, molecular function: RNA-DNA hybrid ribonuclease activity; nucleic acid binding. Bases 1 to 546 code for a protein of 181 amino acids. The record is from RefSeq and is a predicted model, not a curated record.